Messenger RNA from Zingiber officinale, 1823 nucleotides. RefSeq lists its product as uncharacterized. The record is from RefSeq and is a predicted model, not a curated record. Bases 440 to 1534 code for a protein of 364 amino acids. NCBI's taxonomy places the organism in Eukaryota, Viridiplantae, Streptophyta, Magnoliopsida, Zingiberales, Zingiberaceae. The transcript is spliced from 2 exons.
CCUCCUGCCCCCUCCCAUCUCUCUCUCUGUCUCUCUCCCCGUCGUACUAAUUACUCGUUGUUCUUCUCUUUUCUCGCUUUCCCCCUUCUUCUUCCAACUAGGAUUGCUAUCGCUGUUUCUUCGUCUCGCGGCGUUCUCCGAGGCCCCUGGUCAACGGCUGGGAUUUGGGAGGGCUCUCUUUUGACCCGAAGAUCGUCGGAUUUGGCUCUCUGCCGCCUCCGGAGGGAAGAGCUUGAGAAUCUUGUCUGGAGGGGGUGCAUCGUUGAUUACGGCGCUUGUCUUCCUUGAUAGAUUGGAUGGUUGCUUUUGAAAAUUCAUCUUUACUUCAGAGCAAAUAUGUGAACACAAAUUUUGAGGCAGCAGCUAGCUUUGUCAUACUUUUGGGCCUUCUUGGUUCUGAUGCUGGCAGAUAGCAUGCUUGGAAUCUGUUCUUCAGGUGAUGCUCGUGACACGUCUUGCCACCGAUGCAUUUGGUAUACUGACGAUUUCCCUAGUCUUCCUUGCCGCUGUUCUUGGUCUAGUAUGCAUAUUCCAUUCCCUGUACUUUAAAUUCUGCAUCAAGAGAAGGUGUUAUCCACAGUUGAACUACUUUAAUGGGCCCUGGAUUAGCCGCAUUUUUCUAAUUCUAGUCUCUAUUUGGUGGGGUUUUGGAGAGAUAAUCAGGCUCAGUUACCUGAAACCAAAAAUCUUCUCCAACCAAGCAUGGCAGAAAAAUAUCUGCAAGUUCUAUGUCCUUUCAAAUUUAGGUUUUGCAGAACCCAGCAUGUUCCUUUUGCUAUCAUUCCUUCUGCAUUCUGCAUUGCAGAAGAGAGAGUUUGGCACACUCAGUCCUCGAUGGAACAGAAAGACCCUUUUUUACGUGCUCCUCUGCUGCUUUCCCAUUCUUUCCAUGCAUUUUGCCCUUGUUUCUUUUGGACCCAAAUAUAGCAAUCAAGUGAAUAGUGCUAAGAAAAGAAACAUUUCAAGGUUCUUCAGAUAUGUUGAUUCUUCAUCAGAUGGUGAUACUAUAUGCAUGUAUCCUCUAUUAAGCACUACAAUUCUUGCGGUCCUUUAUGUUCUGCUGAGUUGCUAUAUUAUAUGGAUUUGCACAAGGCUAUUGAAUUUGGUUAUCAACAAAGGUCUGAGGAGAAGAAUUUAUGUGCUGGUAAUGCCCGUCAUCUUUCUUCCAUUGAGGGUUGCUCUUAUUGCACUGUCUGUUCUUCCUCCACCAGGCAAUGCACUGUACGAGGGCAUUGUAUUUUUAGCUUUCCUUGUGCUGCUAUCUUCUAUUGCCGUUGGGAUAUUCAUGCUGGUAUAUUUUCCUGUAGCAGAUUCCUUGGCCUUGAGAAAUGUAGGUCAUGUUGAAAUCGAAGGAAUACCAUAUGAUGAUUUCUAUUAUGAUGGUGCAUCUCUCAUGGCCAACCAGAGUCAUCAAGGUGUAUUCAGGAACUCUGAUGAAUCUCUUGUGCGGCACUCCACUCCCUUUCAAAGUCUGAGCUUGGAAGGAUUUCCUGCAUCGGAGGCUACAAAGGCAGAUUUUCGUAUGGGAUUAUAAACUUUCCCUUGACAGGAGUACUUGCUUCACCCUAAGAUGAUUCUGCAAGUUCUCGUUUUUGUGCCCUUUUAUUAUUUUGAAGCCUAUACAGUUUUGGAUGAUGGAUGUUGUAAAAGCCAAGAGAUAUUAAUGAAGCAAUACUGUUCGAACAUGGUUUGCCGUUUUCUCAUUUGGAUUAGUUUUGCCAUAUUUCUGUCAUCCUCGUGUUCUUUAUAGGCUCUGUGAAAUUACACACUUUGGUAGUUGGAUAAUGUUAAUGUUUAAAUGUUCCUUAACAAUUUUGACAAAA